This is a messenger RNA of Fusarium mangiferae, 1299 nucleotides long. Its product is annotated as putative protein phosphatase 2C. The transcript is spliced from 8 exons. Gene Ontology annotation, molecular function: protein serine/threonine phosphatase activity; cation binding. Gene Ontology annotation, biological process: protein dephosphorylation. NCBI's taxonomy places the organism in Eukaryota, Fungi, Ascomycota, Sordariomycetes, Hypocreales, Nectriaceae. The record is from RefSeq and is a predicted model, not a curated record. The coding region runs from base 1 to 1299 and encodes 432 amino acids.
AUGGGUCAGACUCUAUCGGAGCCCGUUGUCGAAAAGACUUCGGAGAAGGGUGAGGAUGAGCGCCUCAUCUACGGUGUUUCGGCCAUGCAAGGCUGGCGCAUUAGUAUGGAGGAUGCUCACACCGCAGUACUCGACCUCGACUCAGCCAAGUCUCACUCCAGCAAGCUGUCCUUCUUCGGUGUUUUCGACGGACACGGUGGUGACAAGGUGGCACUAUUUACCGGCCAAAACAUUCACAACAUUAUCUUCAAGCAGGACACCUUCAAGUCUGGUGACUAUGCUCAGGGUCUGAAGGACGGUUUCCUCGCGACCGAUCGCGCUAUUCUCAACGACCCGAAGUACGAAGAAGAGGUUUCCGGUUGCACAGCCUGUGUCAGCUUGAUCGCUGGCAACAAGCUCUAUGUUGCCAACGCUGGUGAUUCGAGAGGUGUUCUUGGUAUCAAGGGUCGUGCCAAGCCUUUAUCUCAGGACCACAAGCCCCAACUCGAGAACGAAAAGAACCGAAUCACAGCUGCCGGUGGCUUUGUCGACUUCGGCCGAGUGAACGGAAACCUCGCCCUCUCGCGUGCUAUUGGUGAUUUUGAAUUCAAGAAGAGUGCUGAGUUGUCCCCCGAGAACCAAAUUGUCACAGCCUACCCCGAUGUUGAGCAACAUGAUCUUACAGACGAGGAUGAAUUCCUGGUUAUUGCUUGUGAUGGUAUCUGGGAUUGCCAAUCCUCUCAAGCCGUGGUUGAGUUCGUCCGACGAGGCAUCGCUGCCAAGCAGGAGCUCGACAAGAUUUGUGAGAACAUGAUGGACAACUGUCUUGCCUCCAACUCCGAGACCGGUGGCGUUGGCUGCGACAAUAUGACCAUGGUCAUCAUCGGCUUCCUCAACGGAAAGACCAAGGAAGAAUGGUACGAGGAGAUCGCCCGCCGGGUCGCCAACGGAGAUGGCCCAUGUGCUCCUCCCGAGUACGCCGAAUUCCGAGGACCUGGAGUCCACCACAACUUUGAGGAUAGCGACAGUGGCUAUGAGAUGGACCCUGAAAACAAGGGACGAAGCUUUGGAGUUGAUGAUACAGAAAUGUUUGACAACGCCGACGAAGACAAAGACCUCGCCAGCCAGGUCACCAAAAACCCGUCAUCCGCCGAGAAGGACACCGCUCCUGUAACUGCCCCUGGCGCCACCGCCGCCGCCGAUAACGCUUCCGCCGAUACGAAACCUGCCGAUGCAACCGUUACGAAGCCUACCGACAAGGACGCAGCGGAGGAAGUGAAGAAGGAGGCCAGCGCCCAGGAAAUCAAGAAGGAAGAAUAG